This is a messenger RNA of Lodderomyces parapsilosis, 1638 nucleotides long. RefSeq lists its product as uncharacterized. NCBI's taxonomy places the organism in Eukaryota, Fungi, Ascomycota, Pichiomycetes, Serinales, Debaryomycetaceae. The transcript has a single exon. The record is from RefSeq and is a predicted model, not a curated record. Gene Ontology annotation, cellular component: lipid droplet. The coding region runs from base 1 to 1638 and encodes 545 amino acids.
AUGUUACACUUUCUGUUGCUUCCACCUCCAGCUGCAAAGAUGACUCACGAACGAUCCAAAGUAGUGGCGGUAUUUUUUACCGAGUUUGACAUGAAAUCGGGGUACAAACUCUUGUGGUCAAGCACAUCAAAAGACGUUCCACUCGAAGGAAUUGAAUAUAAAUCGUUUCCAAGUGGGAUUCAUGAUUUGCAAGAGGCAACGGUAUUUCUUAGCCACGAGUCGGGUGGUAAUCUCUUUUAUGGGUUGAGUUGUUUCAAACAAUUUGUCAUUGAUCAAAAAAAAAUUGAUGAUCGGGAUAACUUGAAAAUGUAUUCAGUGGGGAUUAUUUGUGAGCCGAAACAAAGUACAUGGAAAGCAAACGAAUUCAUCAAUAAUGGCUGGGAAUAUAUUGAGGAACUAAAGAGUGUGUUGAAUGAUUUGGAGAGGGAGAUUGUUGGUAAGAAUGAAGCUGGCCAUGAUGUAGAUUUGAUGAAAUUCAUUGAAAAGAAUUUACUUCGAAUUGGAUCUGAGCCAUCCACAUUGAACAUCCCCGAGACUGAACCUGCAAAAGGUAAGCAUUUGCUACUAAAUCUACCGCAAAUGUUUGAGACCUUGGGACCACUAAUAUUUGCCAUUUACAAGCAAAGCCUUUUACGAAAGAAUAUUUUGAUCUUCAAUGAAUUGCACUUGAACAAUGGAGAUGACACACAAACAACCGAUAAAGACAAUUAUAGUCUACUUUCCUCCUUCAGUUAUUUGCUAGCCAUCUUAUCAGUGGUUCCAAAAAGUGCGAAAUUACCCAGCCCAAAACUACAUUCACAGCAACCGUUGUACAACAUUGGCUUGAAUGAGCUUUCUUCAAAGUUACUCCAACGACUUCAAAACUCGGAGAAUGGGUAUAUCGCAGUUACUAGUGACGAGAUCUUGAAGGACCACCUGAUAUACGAUAUUGCUGUUGAAAUAGGUGAUACAAUCAAAGUAUUUGAUCGGAACAAGAGUGGUAUCAAAGCAACAAUACGAGACUACCACAAGUUUCAAGUACUUUAUUCAGAUCUUGUUACUGGGGGUUCGAAUUUCACCAACAAGUCAAAUGUAUCCACCGAUGACUUGAGUUCUGUCACAUCGAGGACUGAAGAUGAUGACAAUUCAAUACAUUCAUCAUCUCCAGUUGCAGCAAAAAUGUAUGCAAAUAUAUCUCCACGAAUUGAUAACGAGCCACUGUGGUGGCAACACGAUGCAGUUGAGCCUGUGUCGUGGACAGAAUCAAUCUGGUCAGCUUUUUCGUGGUUUGCAUCAGCUGGUCAACAACUCAAUAUUGAAGAAGAGAGCCCUGAUGUCAAAUUAAAUAAACAAAUUGACUUACUAGAUCUUUUGCACGUUGUGGGGUAUUUCCAUCAAUUGACGUCAAAAUGGCUCAACUAUAUUGAUGAAGCUAUAGAAGAGGAGGAGGCAGAACAUCGAAAUAAUGGCAAUUCCGAAGAUGAGCAACUUGUAAACAAAGUAGAGCUACAUUUGACGUAUCAGGAUAUGGUUGAUAUGGAGUUGGAUCCUUACAGUCACCAAGAUGUACAAUUUUUGAAGGAGUUUGCUAUGCAGUAUUACCCAGAGCGAGUUGAAAGUGUUGACGUGGGUUAUAAUUUGAGCAAUAUCUGCUGCUAG